Cyclocybe aegerita is the source of this 3348-nucleotide messenger RNA. NCBI's taxonomy places the organism in Eukaryota, Fungi, Basidiomycota, Agaricomycetes, Agaricales, Hemipholiotaceae. The record is from the annotation of a GenBank genome assembly.
AUGUCGUCGGAAAAUCUCAAGAAUGACACUCAGAAGAGGCGACCCCUACGACGACCACUGCACAAGAAAGACGAUGGUUGGUUCUCCUGGGUCUUGCCCGCGUUGCAAUCGCGUCGAAUGUUGAAGACGUGGUUGCGGUGUUGUGUCGCAUUGUGUGUGACGCUCAUCCUCAUGGUCGUUCCCGGACCGUCGCUCACAAUGGGUCAAGCUUCGUUCUUUGCUGCCAUCCUUGCCACAAUGUUACCUCCUAAUUUCGCCUUCUCUAUUUUCUUCAUGGCUAUGACGACGCUGUUCCUCGGAAUUCUCAUUGGUUGGGCAUGGGGAGCGGCCGCGAUUGCAGCAGCGCACGCUGUCCGAAGUACAAGUUUGCUCGCACAACAGCGGCAGAAAUUCCAGGCUUCAAUCGACCCCAACGUCUCCGUCACCCUCCAAACCCAACUUGCAACCUUCCACGGCCUGUUCCUCGAUGUCAGGUCUUCCGCCGUACAUGGGGUAUUUGUUUUCGUCGGCUCCUAUGCCCUCGCCGCCGUGAGGGCAUUCGUCCCUAAUCUUGCGUUGCUCAGUAUCUUCGGAACGGUUGUGAUAGACGUGAUAGGCACCGCAGGACCACUCAUCCCAACUACGGAGUAUAUGAUCCCGAAGCCGUUUAUCCUUCCCGCUUGCUUUUACGCCGCCGUCGCCCUGGCCAGCAUCGUGUUUAUUUUCCCCGAAAGUUUGAGCCAUGUUUGGCUGACAAUGCUUCUUGAUGAUUUUUGGACUCCAACCCUCGACCUCUUCCGCCUUCAAAGUGAAGCUCUCACCGCCGCACCGUCCGACCGCGACAAAUGGGAAGAGAUGAACACUAGAGGAACGGAACUUCGCGGAAAGAUGCUCGAGGGGCUCGAGGUGCUCAACCAAAAAGUCGGGUUGAUCGACCUCGACUGCUCACUUGGUCGUCUCGGCCCGGCUGACUUGAAGAAAAUUAGCGCAGAGCUCAAGUCGAUGAUGUUCCGCGCAGGCGCUAUGCACUCUUUCCAAAUGUUCGUUAAUGACGCUAACGAAUUCGCCCAGGACGAGCGUAUCCUCGAAGAAAAGGCGCAGCGCGGAGACGCGACGCCCAACCGAUACCACGUCCUACAUCGCAAGAUCCGCGACCGCGAGGCGCAGCAUGGCCAUGGCCUCGACGCGCUCGUGCCCAUCCUCGCGUCUUCCUCGGCGGAGCUACGGGCCGCGUGCGAGUCGGGCCUACUGUGCAUCAUGGACUUCUUGAAGGAGGCGAACACGCGCCGGUGGUCGUCCUUUGUGUUUAGGGCUACGCCCGAGCAGGUGGAGGAUCGUCAUAGGAAGCUUGGGAAGACGCUGAAGACGCUUGAGAAUGCGUGGGACGAUUUUAAGAGCGUUCAAAGGGUUAAUUUGGUGAAGCCUUUUGAGGCGUUCUUUGACCCGCAGACGAGGCAGCUCAAGGACAACUCUGAUACGUUUGCCACCAAGUCUUUGUUCAUCUGCUUUGUCUUCAUCGACACACUCGAUUCUUUCUCCGAGCGCCUCAUAAAGAUGCUGAAGACGCUCCAAGAAAUCGACGCCCAACGUCCGCAGCAAAGUUCUGGUUCCCCGGCCGGAUCGCCCGCGUCAAAGAGAAUAUCACGGCAGGACACUUUACAGGCUCCGCUGGGAUAUCGAUGGGCACCGCUGCAGACCCGACGUCAUUCGAUACUCCGCGGGAAAACACUGCACCGCCGAAGCGACGCGACCCAGACGCCUUCCCACCCACAACAGCAUUCGGGCGCUUCUUCGUUUCUCUCAAAGUUCUUCCGCUUCCUCAAGUCACCCGAGGGUAUCUUCUCGCUCCGAGUCGCCGUCGUCUCAUUCGCUCUCUGGAUUCCUUCUGUCAUACCCUCCAGUGCAUGGUUCUAUUACGAGCAAAAGGGAAUGUGGGCUUUUGUCAUGGCUCAGACUGCGCUCGCAUUGUACGCUGGUGAUCAAAUCAUGAGUUUCCUGAUUAGGAUUAUCGGAACGGUUGUUGGUCUCCUGCUCGGCAUUGCAGUCUGGCAUAUUGGUGCCGGACACGGAAACGGCAAUCCAUAUGGUAUCGUGAUCGCCUCGGUAAACAUCCUGGGCGCCUACACCUUUUCUAGCCUUCUAAUCCCCUUUUCAGACAAUCUUCCUGCUCCUUUCGUAUUCGCACGAAUUGCCGGACCCCAGUCGCAAAUCCCAAUCUGGACCAUGAUUCCGACCACCAUCCUCUUCGUCACUAAUUGGCCACUACUGGCUACACGACACAGCGCAACGUUUUUGAGCCAGCACUGGCUCCAGCUGGCUUUGCGCAAAGCCUCUAAUCCACGAAGUCGUUGGAUACAGCUGGAUCAAUGCAAAUCACCCCAGUCUCACCGCUCCCGUGUCGGCAUCCACUUGGGUUGGAAGCGAGCUCUCCUUGUUGUGGUCAGAUUCACGGCAGCAUUCAUCAUGAUGGUAUUCCCAAAUCCCAUGUCAUCUCGUGUCCUCGUUCGGAAGACGCUGGCUGCGACGAUCGGCGAGACUGGCAAUAUCCUUGCAGGAGAAAUCGAGGCGUUUUUAGCCGAAGAGGCCAAAGCACGCUGUGGGCAGUAUGACACUGUCCCGGUCAGCAAUGACGCUGUGGUUGACGAAGACAAGGUGUCGCCGAAGGAGAAAAGAAUACGAAAGAUUGGGAAACGGGUGUUGGCAGUUGCGAUGAGAUUGAAAGAGUUGUACGAGUCCUUCACGUUCGCACGUUUUGAACCUCAGCUUGCCGGGACAUGGCCCCAUGACGAGUACCACGAAUUAUUUAAUCAGCAAGCAAGACUCAUCGGAGGCCUCACACCGUUCAUGAACCCGAACUUCCUCUCCGACAUCUUUACGACUCUGUCUAUCCUCUCCAACUCUCUCAAAGACGGCCACCCUCUCCCCGCAUACCUCCCCACCCUCCGCGACAGGCUCAUCUAUCACGAAUACCACCCACGCGGGCACCAUUCUUCCCUCUACUCACGCAUCGUCCAGAAAGCCCGCCCAGUCGCCGCACAGAAACUGAACCUCGACCUGAAACUGGGCGAAAAACCGAACUCGAGCGGCAGGGACCUGCAUAUUCCCGGGUCGUUCUCGGAGGCGGAUAGCUACACGGAGGUGGAGAUGAGGAAGGCGGCGAGCCCUGCGAAGGUGGAUGGGUCGAGUAUGGGACUGGACAUGGAGGAAUUGACGUUGGAUGUCCUAAUGGAUGAGCAACUUCCUGCGCAUUCUACAGCCGUAGUCGCGUUCUCGAGCCUCAUCACCCGCAUUGACGAAAUGACCGAAAUUCAGUAUUAUCUGGACCGGGAAGAGCGUGCGAUUGGCGGAGGCUUCUCUGAGAGUCCUUGA